AUGGAAGAUUUCGUUAUCUAUCGAAGGAAUGGUGGAUGUUGUAGUCUUUGUCAUCUGGGAGCUAGUCAUCUUAGCAUUCUUAGUGUUUUCAGCGGUUUCCUUGUACUUCAAGCGGUUGCAACUCGCAUUCAUCUUGGUUUGUGUCACUUUGCUACUACUUAUUUGCAUGAAGGUCACAAAGCAAGUGAGAUUAGCCAGGAAGAAGAAGCGAAGGAUGCUUCUUCCGCUAUCUAUGUAAAGACCAAACCAUAUGAGAAGUUUGCAACCUUUUUUCUUUUACUUGUGGAUAAAGACGACACUUACGCUCACGUCGCCACUGGCAGGUUACCGGGCUAUAGAGGUUUGAGUAAGGAUGCCUCAGCCAGGCAAUUUCAGGGUUUAGGGUUUAGAACGGUUUAG
Arabis nemorensis is the source of this 399-nucleotide messenger RNA. NCBI's taxonomy places the organism in Eukaryota, Viridiplantae, Streptophyta, Magnoliopsida, Brassicales, Brassicaceae. The record is from the annotation of a GenBank genome assembly.